CCUAACCUCAUUUAUUUGCUAUGACGUUUUAGCGGAAAAUAAACAAGCAAUUUUUAAAACUUUUUACUUUUAGCAAGUAGUUGUUUUAAAACUUUAAGUUAGUAUUCAAUUAGUAUAAGGACAUCAAAUACAUGUUGAUCCCAUCUUCUUAAUAUUACAAUCAAAAUCAGCUAAAAUGUCGACUUCUUUGGCUGCCCAGCUGCAGAAGUUUGCAGUUCCAUCUACUAACGUAUUAAAAGAAACAAAAAAGCGACCUACUUUAAUAUUCGAUCCUAAAGAAGCUGCCUCGAUAAACACUGAAGUUAUAUAUGAAAUCGCUCUUGAAGGUUUGGAAAAACUAAUUCAAAAAAAUGAUGAAUUUGCACAGUUUAAGACUUCGCUGUUUCAUCCCUCAUCCAGGGACUUUGAUAGAAAUGUGCAAACGAAAUUAGACAAUAAGAAGCUUGAUUAUAAAAUUAACAAGUUUCUGCUGCUUUUGGCUCCCUAUGUGUUAAUGAACCCUGCACACAAAGCAUUGGAAUGGCUUUAUUUUCGAUACAGAGUCAAUGAAUACAAUAGAGACAAACUGAUCUUGCUAGUGUUACCUUAUUAUAGCUCCAACAUAUUCAUAAGGCUCAUUCAGACAUUAAAGUUUAAUGAAACCAGUGACCCAUUUUAUUUUCUAAAUAUCACUAAAUCUGGAGCACAUUUGCAACGUCUAGAUUUAUUUUAUCAGGCCUUGUCAAAUCAUGGCAUAAUUAAAUCUUUGAGUGAGUAUUUAGGUGAACUAAUUGAGGUUCAUUCAAAUUAUGGUCUUCUACAAACCCAUUUCAGCUUCUAUAGUACAGUUUUUUGUGGGGCUAUAGAACUCUCUAAUGAGUUAACGGAUUCCUUUGUGACACAAUUAAUUCCCUUAGUGCUUAAAGGACUUAACUCUCCAAUACCAGAUUUUGCUGCUGGAUCAUACAUAAUUGUUGCCCGGUUACUAUCUAAAGGUCAUCUAUCAGAUAAGCUUCUUAAUUGUCUAGUAGAAAAAGCCGCUGACUUUAAAUGUCCCAGUUUAAAGUUAGAAGCAUCUCUAUUGUUAGUAUUAACUUAUCAGCUACAAUCACAGUAUAAAGAGCUUCCAGAUAAGUGCUUAAAACAAUGUAGCGAGUGGGUAGGUCCAUGUUUGGGUUAUUUGUAUGCAAAUGGAAACAGUGUUGGGCCAUUUUUGGGGGCUGUGAUUAGAAAAGCUGUUACAGAGGAAGAUGGAAACCCCGGAAGGAUGUUACUAUGGUCUUUUGUGAAGGAAGUUAGUUCUGAUGUUGAAUUUUUUCAAGAGAUUUUAAGGUUACUAUUAGAUGCACUGGACGAAGAAGCUACUUUAAAUUCAGACGUUAACCAAUGGGCUACUUCUCUAAUCCAAUACUUUGAACAAACUAACCAAUCAGAUCUGGAUUUUGCCGUAGGAACUAUCCUAAGAGACCAAGGGUUAGCCGACUAUAAAAAAGCAUUUUUAAAAACGAUCAGCAGCAAUUUUUCAGCGAAUUUAAAAGUUUUGGAUGCUCUCGAAGGGAAUAUUACAGAGGAAACUUUGGAGAACUUGGAACUAAAAGGGAAAUACGUCUUAACUGACGCUUUACUAAAGAAAUUAAAAGAUAAACAACCCAAGGUGGUGGAAAAUACUUUGAAGCUAAUUCUGAGGGGUGAUUGGGGUGAUAUUGAUACGUUGAAACAUGGCGUCAAAGGGUUGUUUGAGAGUGGCAAAAUAUUACUUGAAAAAUGGUUCAAGAGCUAUUUGUUGGCUGCAGAGUUUUUGUUGAAAAAUCAAGCGUUUGAUUGGGAUUUACUUCUUACUGUUGUGCCAUUUGUUCUGACAUUUUACAAAAAACAUAAUGAUAAAAUAAGAAGUCUGUUUAAAGUCGAACCAAAUUUGAGCAUAGAAAAAUUCAUAGCUGAGCUUAUAGAAAGCUUAAAUAUAGAAAAGUUACCGUUAUGUUUAACUAUACAGCCUAGCUCAACAAAACUGUUUAGUGCUCUAUAUGUAUUAUCUCUGAUUAUUCCUAAAUUAUCUUUGUCUGAUGUGCCUGAAAUAUUAAAGAUAUUCGACAUGGUUACUCAAAAAGAUAUAAGCAAAAAGCCAACUGACACACUUGAAGCUCAACUUCAAAUAGCUCUCAAAAAUAAAAUACCAUGCAAAUUAAUUGAAAACUGUUUUAGAAAGUUGUGGUUAUUAGACCCUAAGGCUCCUUCUAUUAUAUCAGCACUAUGCAAUCUGGCUUUUAACAAUGAAAAGCUUCUGAACCUUUUCACCAUAUUUUUAACUGAAACUUCAUCUGAUUGCUCCGACCAAUUAAAUUGCUGCAUUAAUAUUUGCGUCUCCGGUAAUUUAGAUGAUGCGACAUGCCUCAAAGUUUUGAAUUAUGUUAGUGAGAACUUGGUGGAAGAAGUACUGCUACCAGAUAACAUUGUUCUAGGCCUAUUAGCUUUGUUUUUCCAUACAAAUAAAGAUAUUAGGGUUACAACUUUUGAUGUUGCUUCAAAAUUAAACAAAAUACGGAACGAUAAGUACAAGAAACUGCUGGAUCAUAUUAAAACUUAUAAGAGGGAAAUUGUAGCAGAUCAAGAACAGCUUCCACUAAUCUGUUUUAACUUUUUAUGUAAACAUAGCGACAUUUUAAAUAUUAUUGUUAAUGCUUGCUGCUCAGAUACUCCACUUUAUAUUAAAGCUAAAAUUCUACAAAUUCUAUCCCCUAUCAACAACCAUAGUAUCUUCGAGAAGCUUUGCAAUUAUUUUGUGAGAAACUUGGACUUUGCAGCGGAUCUUGAUCGUAACCAAGCGGAAAUUAUGUUAAACAUGAUCAGUAGGAUAGAUGAAACCAUUGCUGCACAGCUUAAACUCAAGUCGUACACCUGGGAAUUUAUUUUUAAAGUUUUGAAUAUGAAGAAACACAUUAACAUUGGCACAGAUAAAGUUUACUUACCAAACGCACUUUUAAUGCAACUUUCUAAAGACAUUCAUUUGAUUACGUCCAUGGAAACUUUGGAGAAACUUUUGGAUGUCAUCUGUGAAGUGACUGCAUUGGCUGAGGAUCCGGAAUUGAUUGUCACAACUAGUAAAAUAUUUAAGCACAUUGACUUGGAUGCCAAUUUGGUUAUUGCACCCUUGAAAAAGAUGGUCGAAGUACAAUCAGCUAAAUCUCCCGCGACAAAAAGGGCACGAAAACACUUUUCCCUACCUACAAUAGACAUUUUGGACACUCUCGAAUGGAAAAAAGGGGUUUGCGUGCUGGAAUUCAUCCAGGGCAAAAAGAAAAUACGUAACUGCCACCUGCUACUGCCAGUGCUCUUCUCCACCUUAAAAAGGUGCUUGGAUUUCGAAGAACAAACCGCUGUGGAGUACCCUAAGCAGCUCAUACUGUCCGCAAUAUUGCUGGUCUUCGGUAAAAGUGAAGAAAAACAGUUCUCAGACAACGAUUUUAAUGUGGAGUUAGUAAUUCAGUGCAUCAGGGCGUCACAGAACCCGCAAACCCACUACUACGCCCUUCUGGUGUUAUCUCACGCGGCAAAGUUCAUCCCCAAUGAAGUUCUCAAUCACAUCAUGACCGUGUUCACAUUCAUGGGUACCACCCUGGUACGACACGACGACGCGUACAGUUUUGACAUUAUUAGUAAACUUAUUGAUGGAAUCGUGCCGGUGUUGGUCGACGGGAAUCACGUGACCACUUUAGGUGACGUGCUGCGGGUGUUCGUGGAUGCUCUGUUGGAUGUACCGGAACACAGACGGGCCCCAUUAUAUUUGAAAUUGCUGGAGAAGACCAAGGUGGAGGAGACGUUUCAUUUGUUUUUGUUGUUGACGUUGGAGGCGGAGGUGUUCCAGACGGGCAGGGAAAAGAGGAAAAACGAAAAAGGAACCAUCUCUGAACGGAUCGAGUUCGCUUUACUGCUAUGCGAAAAAUUCCCUCCGAGUGUUGCCCUUCACGCCUGCGUAAAAAUGACCGAGUACCUCAAAACACUUCCCGAUGAAAAAGACAAUACGGUAACUGACCCAUCUUUAACAAAGUUCAAUGCCAAACAGUAUCGACACUAUAAGUACCUUAUCGUCACUUACUUGAGCAAACUGCUGUGCUACCCGCCAUUUGUUAACAAAAUUUCAUCCUUGGGCAAUGAGGAUACCAUCAAAUUAGAACAAAGUUAUAAAAAAAUCAUCGUGAAUAUCUUGUCCUACAUACAACGGGUGCAAAGAGUCUCAGAAAAAUCUUCAGGGAGCCCUCAAGGGAUGUAUUGGAAAACAGUACUUUAUCAUAGCUACGACCUUUUGGACCAUGUGAACGACUUGUUGACUCCUCACAUGUUUUUGCUUGUUAUUAACGGAUUGUUACAACACAGCAUCUUGACUGUUAGGAAGAAAGCGUUGGAACUAUUAAACAACAAAUUACAAAGCAAUUUAAAUUGGUUCACGGUUCAAGAUGAAGAGCAGCUGUUUAAUAUUUUAAAACCGCUACUUUUGAUUAUUAAAAGUGUCGAAGAAGAGGAAAAUUUGCAACUCGAACAAGAAACUUUAGUGCAAACUGCUCUGUUAUCGUUAAAACUGAUCGCCAAGCGUCUGGGAGCCGAGGAGCCUGAGAAGUUCUUACCGAUUCUCGAGUUUGUGGCUGAAAUUCUUAAUUCUGGUAAAGCCAGAGAUAACCUGUUGGCCUCGGUUAUAUUGUGCUUGGCGGAACUCUGUGUGGUCCUAAGAGCUCACGGAAUCCAAGCCCUAUCCCUUUUUAUGCCAAGUUUUUUGAGUGUAUUAAAAUCCCAGAAGUACCAAGAGACAUCCAGCAUGCUUUUACUAAGUGUCUUGACCACUGUUUGUAAACUGCUUGAGAGUUUUGCGGCUUUUUUGAGCCCGUAUUUGAAAAAACUCUUGGUGGAGAUUUCUAUUUUAAGUAGUAAAUGGGAUAUGGACACAGCUGACCCUAAAACGCAAGCUUUAGUUGGACGAUUACAGUUAAUCAAGAAAAGACUAGCCUCAGUCAUCCCACCCAGAAUUCUCUUACCUAUCAUUGAUGAAUGUUUUGACAGUUUAUUGAAAAAGAAGUAUUUUAAUGCCCUGGUGGCUUUAGUGGAUAUUUUGGAAGAGCAAUUGAAGAAUCUACAAUCUAAUGAGUUGGGAGUAGUUAUGGCGGAAAUGACCCAAUUUUCUUUGAAAAUAUUACAGUUCCGUAGCGAGUAUUCUGGUAAUCUGGAGGUGGCGAACCUCGUGGAAGACCAAACUGUUAAAACCAUAACCACGUUUGUUUUGAAGCUUUCGGAAAGUAGUUUUAGGCCGUUCUACUUGAAAUUGUAUGAUUGGGCUGUGAGGACUCCAAGCUCCAAUAGAGAGAGACAAAUAACUUUCUAUCACUUAUCAGAGAGUAUCGGAAGGUCUCUAAAGGGACUAUUUGUGCUAUUCGCUGGAAGUAUCUUAAGUAACUUGGCAGAAAUCCUACGAGAUGCUAGGACGUUGUUUAAGGAUAAUAAGAAAUCAAUUUUGCUUCUGACCUACGUACUUCGCACCUUAGAAGUUAUAUUUACUUAUGACAACAAAAAGCUGAUCAAUAGGGACAAUUUUGAACUUCUGAUGCAACCUAUGGUAGAUUUACUUGAAACCGAGCUGGAUGGUAUCGACAAUCUGGUUAAAAACGCGGAGACUCUUAUCAUACCAACCAUAGUCCAGUUUUCAGUGGCAGUAGCAGACGAUACCUUGUGGAAAGAGAUGAACUAUCAAAUACUUUUGAAGAUGCGCAACUCAAACGCGGAAAUUCGGUUAAUUGCCUUGAAGUGUUUAGGAGAAGUGGUUGGAAAGCUUAGGGAAGAUUUUCUGCCACUACUCCCUGAAACGAUACCAUUUUUGGCAGAAUUGCUGGAAGACGAGGACGAAAGAGUGGAGAAGGCAUGUCAGAAAACUAUCAGGGAAAUGGAGAAGAUGUUAGGAGAACCGUUGCAGAAGUAUUUUUAAAAUAAAAAUAUUAUAACGUUAUAA
Molecule: messenger RNA, 5968 nt
Organism: Anthonomus grandis grandis
Lineage: Eukaryota; Metazoa; Arthropoda; Insecta; Coleoptera; Curculionidae
Product: HEAT repeat-containing protein 1
Exons: 4
Coding region: 176-5944 (1922 amino acids)
Biological process (GO): positive regulation of transcription by RNA polymerase I; maturation of SSU-rRNA from tricistronic rRNA transcript (SSU-rRNA, 5.8S rRNA, LSU-rRNA)
Cellular component (GO): 90S preribosome; small-subunit processome; t-UTP complex
Molecular function (GO): snoRNA binding
Source: RefSeq, a predicted model, not a curated record